CGCGGAGUAAGGCAUUUCCUUUUCCAAAUCAAUUUAGACAUGGAAAUCAAUUUAAUCUCGGCGAAUCAAUUGAGAUUCUUGUAUUUCGGACUUCUAAUUGUCACCGUGCAAACAUAUCCCGGGAUUCCCAAUGUUCCUGAGUUUUUAGAACUACCUGAGAUCAUAGGUCUCACAACAGAAAAGGAAUUCGACAUUUUAAUAUUGACCCAGCAGUGGCCCCAGACGAUAUGCUCCACGUUCGAGAGUGCGAAGCCUUGCAAACUGCCUCCUGACAAUAGGUGGACAAUCCACGGACUCUGGCCAACGAAAUUGCACACAAAAGAACCAGCGUUUUGCGACAAUGGCGCGAAAUUCAACCACGCGGCUAUAGCAUCAAUUGAAAAGGAGUUGAAUGAGAAAUGGCCAUCGUUGAAUAAUAAAAAAUCGUCGAGGGACUUCUGGACUCAUGAGUGGAAAAAGCACGGGACAUGCUCCACGAUGCUGAAACCGGUCAACACCCAGGAAAACUAUUUCAGGAAGACGUUGCAGCUCAGGGACAAGUUCUAUGUGAAGAGCAUCCUAGAUAAGCUGAAAAUUCUGCCAGGAAAAUCAUAUCCAGUUAAAAAAAUCGUCGAUGGAAUCAAUCAAGCACUUGGAAAACGUUGUGUUGUCAGUUUAGUUUGUAAUUCGGCGAAGAAGCUAUCGUACCUCUCGGAAAUUCAGAUUUGCUUCGAUAAAUCGUUUAACUUGAUCGACUGCCAGGGGAGUAUUCAAUAUCCCAAGAAGUGUCCACGAACGCAUGAUAUUAUCUAUCCGGACAGUCCACCGGCCGUCUAUUUGGAUGGAUUAGACGAAAUUGAGCAAUCAACGAAUUAUUAAACACGUUGAACUAUUUCUAAUGUAGAAUAAUUGUGUGAAGCCCUUCUGCAGGGAUGAGACA
Fopius arisanus is the source of this 919-nucleotide messenger RNA. Its product is annotated as ribonuclease Oy-like. NCBI's taxonomy places the organism in Eukaryota, Metazoa, Arthropoda, Insecta, Hymenoptera, Braconidae. Bases 40 to 858 code for a protein of 272 amino acids. Gene Ontology annotation, biological process: RNA catabolic process. The transcript has 3 exons. The record is from RefSeq and is a predicted model, not a curated record. Gene Ontology annotation, cellular component: extracellular region. Gene Ontology annotation, molecular function: RNA binding; ribonuclease T2 activity.